ACCUUGCACAAGAACGGCUGGUCCAACGUGCGCAGCUUCUGUCAAGAUGUUCUGCCAAUUUGGAACCUCACUCCGAAGAAGAAGACAGGAGUGCAAAGGGACGUGGAAUCCAUUCCACUCGAACCCUUGCUUUGUCCUUGGCAAUCCGAAGCGUUGGUUUCCUUGGCAGGCGGGGCCCGCAACCAAGGGCAGGAACUUCAGCUCUACUUUGCAAACUUGGUGACGCAAGGCGUGGUCACUGCGCCAAAGGUGACGUUUCUCGUUCAGAGCUUGCAGACAGCAGCUGCGAACUCCCCUUCCACUUUCGUGGGUGUCAUUCUGUUGCCUAACAGGGCGGCCGACCUUAGAGAUCGGAAGGAAGAGUCCAAGGCAGAGAUUGACCCAGCAGACAUCGAUGUCUCCAUGUUCAGAGAGGCUGAAGACCUUUUGGACGAUGAGGACGACGACCAGAAGGAUGGCUCUGGCGAGUCGACUGCGCAGCUCAGGGAUUUCAAGUAUUCCCUCCUAGUCAUGCUCCAGGACCCGGUCAGGCAGCUGCAGGUGAAGACCAUGAAUGUGAUCUUCAAUGAGCAGUCUGUCUACGGACAGCGCGCUGGCUCGCACGAGUGCUGGCUUGUCACCAGCACAGGCUGUGGGUCUGCGUUCGCCAAGGUGACCUUGUUUCGCCGCCUCUUGAUCGACAAGGUUGAGAUGUUGGCCCGCAACGACAUGGUGAAGGUGGAUGUGGGUAAGAGAUCUGCAGCCAGCUCGGAUAGGCUCACGCCCUGCCAGGAGCUUCGGCAGCACCUGGGAGGGACAAGCGUGGUGACCCGCAUCCUGGAGUGCUUGAAUGCCUGGGACAAGCGCACCGUGCUGGUAGAUCUCUUUGGCCAUGACGGAUGGCCCGGCCUGUCCGUCUUAGAGGCAUUGGGCAACCGGCAGUCCAUCGCUUGCGCAACGGUGUGUCACAGCGACACGGAAUAUCGCUUCGUGAAGGACGUCAUCCUUCACUCCGUGUUCUCAAGGGCCAAGGCGAAGCAGAUGUCGGUUCCAGGUUUUCCUGAUUUCGCUGCUGCCAUCGAGGACAUGGCAAAGACUCAGUCAAAGCCCCUCAAAGAUUCCUCGUACCAGUACUCAGUCACAGUGCCAUUGGCGGGUGAGUUGAUCAUCUUACAAAGCCUUCAAGACAAGUUUGCCGACUCGAGCUUUGCCCAGAGCUUCAGACAGGUUCUGGGGGACCACGACAAGGAGUUCAACCGCAACCACCGCAAGGCUUCUACGAACACCGAGGAGGUCGAUGCCAACAAGGAAGCCAAGACUCACAAGCGUGUCAAGCUAGAGACAGAGUACGAGACCAUGGAGAGCUUCCGUGACAAGCACAAGGGGAACAUG
Molecule: messenger RNA, 1371 nt
Organism: Symbiodinium pilosum
Lineage: Eukaryota; Dinophyceae; Suessiales; Symbiodiniaceae
Source: the annotation of a GenBank genome assembly